AUGAAGCUCUCUGCUGGACUCGUUUCUUUGGCUAUUGCCGUCACCUCUGCCUCUGCUCAAGCUGUAGGCCCUUGGGGCCAGUGUGGUGGUAGUGGAUGGAGUGGUGCAACGACUUGCGAGAGCGGCUAUACUUGCCAGAAGCACAACGAAUGGUACUCUCAAUGCGUCCCUGGUACCUCCAGCGCGCCUCCCCCUCCCGUCACUCCCCAGCCGUCGACCACUGCCGCUCCUCCCGUCGUGACCCCGCCACCUCCCACCUCUGCGACUGGCUUCGUCAAGACCAACGGUACCCGCUUCGUUUUGGACGGAAAGCCGUACACUGUGGUUGGAUCCAACUCGUACUGGGUCGGUCUUUCUGGACACAGCAGGGACAAUAUGAACCGGGCCUUUGCUGACAUUGCAGCUGCUGGAGGCACCACUGUCCGAACCUGGGGUUUCAACGAAGUCACUGCGUAUGGCGGUAUCCCCUAUUAUCAGAUUUGGAACGGAAGGACGCCGUCCGUCAACACUGGCGCCAAUGGUCUUCAAAACUUCGACCAGGUCAUCGCCGCGGCCAAGGCCAACGGCAUCAAGCUCAUCGUUGCCCUGACGAACAACUGGUCCGAUUAUGGCGGCAUGGACGUAUAUGUGAGACAAAUUCUCAACUCCAACAACCACGAUUUGUUCUACACGGACCCGGACGUCAAGGCGGCCUUCAAGAACUAUAUUAGGGCUUUCGUCGGGAGAUACGUCAAUGAAACAGGUAUCCUUGGAUGGGAGCUUGCGAACGAACCAAGGUGUCGUGGAAGCACCGGCACCACCUCUGGCAGGUGCACACCGGCCACGAUUACGGCUUGGGCACGGGAAAUGUCUGCCUUCAUCAAGUCUAUUGACCCCAACCACCUGGUGGCCCUUGGAGACGAAGGCUUCUACAACCAACCCGGUCACCCGGUCUACCCAUACCAGGGCGGGGAAGGUAUUGACUUCGACGUCAACCUUCAAAUCGAUACCCUCGACUUUGGUACUGUCCAUGCCUAUCCUGAGCACUGGGGUCAGCAAGGCAACGAAGUGGGCUUCGGAAACGAUUGGAUCAAGGACCACGCCGAAUCCCAGAAGAGAUACGGCAAGCCCGUCAUCCUUGAGGAAUACGGCGUAACCACCAACAAGCCAGCCGUUUACACUGAAUGGCUCAGGACCAUCCAAACCUCCGGCCUUGCUGGGGACCUCUACUGGCAAGCGGGAUCUCGACUCCCAACUGGUAGCACUCAUGACGACGGAUUCACUGUCUACCCUGACCAGCCAGCCUACCAGCUCUUGCGAAGCCACGCUGCCGCCAUGAAGGCUCGCGGGUAG
Messenger RNA from Coprinopsis cinerea okayama7#130, 1332 nucleotides. RefSeq names its product Man5C. Gene Ontology annotation, cellular component: extracellular region. Gene Ontology annotation, molecular function: cellulose binding; hydrolase activity, hydrolyzing O-glycosyl compounds. The transcript is spliced from 11 exons. The coding region runs from base 1 to 1332 and encodes 443 amino acids. Gene Ontology annotation, biological process: carbohydrate metabolic process. The record is from RefSeq and is a predicted model, not a curated record. NCBI's taxonomy places the organism in Eukaryota, Fungi, Basidiomycota, Agaricomycetes, Agaricales, Psathyrellaceae.